AUGACACGCCAUUCGAAAAAUUCAACAGCAAAUGCUGUUUAUACUUAUCAUGAAAAACAUAAGGAUUCAUCAACAGGUGGUUAUGGUACAACACAAAUGCGUCUUAGUAAAGAUGCUAUUAAAGAAUUUGAUUGUUGUAAUUUAACAUUACAACCAUGCAUAGAUCCAGUUAUUACGAAAGAUGGAUAUUUAUUUGAUAAACAAGCUAUACUUGAAUAUAUUAUUCAUCAAAAAAAGCUCAAUGCUCGAAAACUUCGUGAAUAUCAAAAACAACUUGACCGUAAACAACAAGAAGUCGAAGAACAAAACGCAAAUGAUCAUCAGAAAAAGAUAAAUAAAUUCUUGGAGAAAGAAGCAACAUAUUCUGUUAAUCAGUCAGUUAAAAAUCUUUUAUCAUCUAAACAUCAAGAUCAAUCAUUAUCAUCAUAUCUUCCAACACCAAAAUCAACGCCGUCAUCAACAUCGACACGAAUAUCAACAUAUGAUGAUAAUCUCGAUGAAAUUCUUCCAUCGUCAACAGCAUCAACUAUAAGUAAUAUGGUAGGUAAUCAAGCUGCACAAUUGCCUAGCUUUUGGGUUCCAGCAUUAACACCAGCAGCAAAAAAAACGGAAUUAAUAAAGCCCGAUCAACAUGUUUAUUGUCCAAUAUCGGGCAAACCAAUAUCGAUGAAAGAUGUAAUUGAUGUUAAAUUUAAAUUAGCAAAUAAUGCUGAUAAAAAAAACCGACCAUUAGUAGCCGUACGUGAUCGAUAUGUUUGUGCUGUUACUGGAGAUGUACUUGGCAAUUCUGUGCCGUGCGCUGUUCUACGAACAUCGGGUUAUGUUGUUACAAUGGAUUGUGUUAAUCGAUUAAUUAAAUUGGAUAUGAUUGACCCAAUCAACGGUGCCAAAUUAACUGAUUAUGAUAUUAUUCCGAUGCAACGCGGCGGUACCGGAUAUUCUGGAUCUGGUGUCCAAUUGGACGCAAAAUUACCGACACCUGCCAUGCAGUAA
Molecule: messenger RNA, 993 nt
Organism: Rotaria socialis
Lineage: Eukaryota; Metazoa; Rotifera; Eurotatoria; Philodinida; Philodinidae
Source: the annotation of a GenBank genome assembly